Messenger RNA from Linum tenue, 2857 nucleotides. NCBI's taxonomy places the organism in Eukaryota, Viridiplantae, Streptophyta, Magnoliopsida, Malpighiales, Linaceae. The record is from the annotation of a GenBank genome assembly.
UGACAGCCUUGGUAGGGACAAAAACCGGGGAACAAUGGCCGCAGAGGACCAAUUAAGCAAUUGCCAUGCCAAGUGGUAUCUUCCGGCUCUUAAAACGUUGUAAAACUGGACAGACUCCAUUUCCAACCUCUGCUUCCUUUGAUCUUUCCGCCCAACACUCUCCAUUCCCUUUCCUUCCUUCCUUUCUCCAGCUAUUUAUAUAGUAAUCCUAAGCCUCGACCUGCCCUCGUCUCCGAUUAUCGCCGCCGCCGGUCUAAUCUACCAAUGCUGCUCCAUUGAAGCCUUUCUACCCCGUUUUUCCCUAAGUAUCAGGAUAUUCGACUUCUUUGCAAACAAAACCAUGAGCGUGUACAUAAUUGGGGCUAUUGUCCCGCUGGUGGUGACCCUUCUUCUCCGGAAGAAUUCUAACGACGGGAAGAAACGCGGCGUCCCGAUCGACGUCGGCGGCCAGGCCGAGUAUGCAAUUAGGAACGCCGGUUUCGCUACCCCGCUGGAAACGGCCUGGGAAGGAGUGUCCACUCUGGCCGAGCUCUUCGAGUUCGCUUGCAAGAUGCACGGGAACAAGGAUUUGCUGGGGACCCGGAAGUUGAUCUCCAGGGAGGUUCAAGUGAGUGGAGACGGGAGGUCCUUCGAGAAGCUUCACCUGGGAGAGUACGAGUGGCUCACCUACGCUGCAGUGUUUCAGAGGGUCUCCAAUUUCGGUUCUGGGUUGGCUCAACUCGGGCAUCUGAGGGACGAGCGGGUCGCCAUUUUCGCUGAUACCAGAGCUGAAUGGUUCAUUGCGUUGCAGGGUUGCUUUAGGCGUAAUGUCACAGUGGUUACCAUCUACUCUUCACUCGGGGAAGAAGCUCUCUGCCACUCGUUGAAUGAGACUGAAGUUACCACUGUGAUUUGUGGGAGCAAGGAACUGAAGAAACUUGUGGAGAUAAGUGGGCAACUCGACAGCGUGAAACGGUUGAUAUGUAUGGAUGACGAUGUUCCUUCUGUGGCAUCUCCACUGGAGCAGAGUGGGCGGUGGACAGUUAAGUCGAUGGCAAGUGUGGAGAAACUGGGCCAAGAAAAUCCUACGAGGGCUGAUUUGCCUCUGCCAGGUGAUGUUGCUGUCAUCAUGUAUACAAGUGGGAGUACUGGGUUACCAAAGGUUUGCUCUCUUCUCUUCCUCUCUUUGCUUUUGUUUUUGUCCUUUUGUCUUGUUCACCAGAUGUCAAUGUUUCUUAAAGGAGUGAUGAUGACACAUGCUAAUGUCCUGGCUGUAGUUUCUUCUGUCAGGACCAUUGUUCCUGGCCUUGAGAGCGAUGAUGUUUAUCUCGCAUACCUUCCAUUAGCUCAUAUACUUGAAUUAGCGGCCGAAAAUAUAGUUGCUGGUGUGGGAAGUGCUAUAGGAUACGGAAGUCCUUUGACACUUACCGACACUUCAAACAAGAUAAAAAAGGGAACCAAAGGGGAUGCUUCUGCAUUGAGGCCAACUGUGAUGGCAGCUGUUCCAGCAAUUCUUGACCGUGUUCGAGAUGGCGUGCGUAGUAAGGUAGAUGCAAAAGGUGGAUUGGCCAAGUGUCUAUUUGACUUGGCAUACAAUCGCCGGCUGUCAGCAGUGAACGGGAGUUGGUUCGGAGCUUGGGGACUAGAACUGCUUCUGUGGAACCUUUUAGUUUUUAAGAAGGUGCGGGCAGUUUUGGGAGGCAGAGUGCGGUUUUUGCUUUCUGGAGGUGCUCCUCUUUCUGGUGAUACUCAAAGAUUUAUCAACAUUUGCCUUGGAGCUCCAAUUGGCCAAGGUUAUGGUCUCACUGAGACUUGUGCUGGUGGGACCUUUUCUGAGUUCGAUGAUACUUCUGUUGGUCGAGUUGGCAAUCCACUUCCUUGCUCGUAUAUUAAGUUGGUGGAUUGGCCAGAAGGUGGAUAUUUGAUUACUGAUUCACCUAAGCCUCGUGGGGAAAUAGUCAUUGGCGGUCCUAAUGUCACCCUUGGGUACUUCAAAAAUGAAGAGAAAUCAAGAGAAGUCUACAAGGUUGAUGCGAAAGGCAUGAGGUGGUUCUACACAGGCGACAUUGGUCAGUUCCAUGCUGAUGGAUGCCUGGAGAUAAUUGACCGCAAGAAGGAUAUAGUCAAGCUUCAGCAUGGGGAGUACGUCUCUUUGGGAAAAGUUGAGGCUGUUCUUAUGGCAACCUCCUGUGUCGACAACAUGAUGAUGCAUGCUGAUCCAUUCCACAGUUACACUGUGGCUGUAGUGGUGCCAUCUCAGCCUGCCCUUGAAGAAUGGGCUGCAAAGCAAGGAAUAAGCUACACCGAUUUCUCAGACCUGUGUGACAAGAAAGAAACAGUACAGGAAGUCCAAGCUGCUCUUGUCAAGGAAGCGAAGAAGGCGAAGUUGGAGAGGUUUGAGAUCCCGACGAAGAUAAAGUUGCUUUCAAAUCCAUGGACUCCCGAGACUGGGCUAGUCACUGCAGCUCUAAAGAUUAAGAGAGAAGCCAUUAGGAAGGCCUUCUCUGAAGAGCUAUCGAAGCUAUAUGAAUCGUGAAGUAGUUUUUGUUGGAAGCCAGCUGCCUAUGACUCUUGGUCACUGAGUUUUGUUGCUGAGUCCUGUGAACUAGUCUCAUUUUGUAGGGAUAUUGUUUAGGUUGCCUUUGAAUUUUUGCUGCUUUUCUACUUAUAUCUGCUUUACUUGGGUCCCGUUUCUGGCCAUCCCACAGUUACUUGUUUAUGUACGUGACGACAAGGUUUUAGUGCUUCCUUCUGCUUCUUGGGUUUCUGGCUAUUUAUGGCAAGUGACUUGGCAGGGCUUACAUGUUCGGAUUCAUGGGUAAAAAUUGUAGAUCUGUUGUUUUUCAACGAUGAUAGGACAAGCGUUAACUAAAUACCA